Molecule: messenger RNA, 243 nt
Organism: Dracunculus medinensis (Guinea worm)
Lineage: Eukaryota; Metazoa; Nematoda; Chromadorea; Rhabditida; Dracunculidae
Source: the annotation of a GenBank genome assembly
AUGGCAGAUGAAAAAAAGGAUAGUGCGGUUGAAGAUACUAAGAAAAUGGAAAUCGAUACAGUAGAGGAAGAUGAUGAGUUUGAAGAAUUUCCUCUACAAGACUGGCAAGCCAAAGAAAGUAAUGAUGAAGAAGAGGAACUGAAUGUUUGGGAAGACAACUGGGACGAUGAAGUGCAUGAAAAUGAUUUUUCGAAGCAGUUGCGAGAAGAGCUGACGAGAAAUGAAUUCACAUCAGCAUCAUAA